Sphaerodactylus townsendi is the source of this 4548-nucleotide messenger RNA. Its product is annotated as protocadherin gamma-C5-like. The record is from RefSeq and is a predicted model, not a curated record. The transcript is spliced from 3 exons. Lineage: Eukaryota; Metazoa; Chordata; Lepidosauria; Squamata; Sphaerodactylidae. Gene Ontology annotation, biological process: homophilic cell-cell adhesion. The coding region runs from base 1319 to 3904 and encodes 861 amino acids. Gene Ontology annotation, molecular function: calcium ion binding. Gene Ontology annotation, cellular component: plasma membrane.
CUUUAAAUUACUGCGAUACAGGUUGUAGAUUAAAUGUUAACAAGAGCUGUCUAGAUAUGAGAGAAGUCCAGUGUUUGAUUAAUUUGCCUGAGAAGUUUGCAGAAUCUUCUUCCUUUGAGUGCUUUUGAAGGGGGAGCAGCAAAGAGGUCAGAAAUGCUUUAAGAACGUUCUGUUGUAGACUAGGGUGUUGUGCAAGAUGGUUCGUCCAUUGAGUUCAUUGCAGUCCACUCUAGGAUGUCAUUAACCACGGAGGAAGUGGGAGCUUUUCUAUCCAUCUAACUAAUGUAAAGACUUUGGUAUUUUGUAAUCUGGCCUUUUAUUUAUUUUUAAGCACAGCCUAAAAAUUCCUUGGUUUGUAGGCGUCUGCAGUUCAGAGUUAUGCCAUUGCUUCUUGGUUAUGCAGAAAGACUUCUCCCCUGCCUGUGUUGUUCUAAUUUUGGAGCGCCAACUGAAUAGAACUGGGAGGUCUUAAGCGAGUUGAAGUUUAUGCAUUCUAGCCCUGAGUGGUGGAUGUUUUUGUGCUUGGAAGUGAACAUUCUAAAAGGGUUGCUUUUGCCUUGGUAACGUCUAUGGUUUUAAAUGGAGAGGAGGGAGAGGGUGCCAAAGCCCUUUCUGUAAGGGGUCGUAUCUUCCCUUUGUUGUUCUUCAACAGAUACCUUUUUCAUAGCAAGUGAAAAAAUCAGUCCAGUUAUUAGCCAAAGAAGCAAUGGUUCUGUAGUCCCUACAGCUGAGUGUUGCUUUUUUUUUUUCGUGAAGAGGAGAUACAAGAAAUCUGGCUCAUGUGAACAAUUGAGGAUUUGUACUGUUCAGGCUUUCCGGACGUGCUGUUUCCUUGAGAACAAGAAACUAAGGAGCUAAACUUAGCUGCCAAAACCAGUGACGACCCAGGCUCCCAAAUCCUUAUGUCUGGAGAUGGAGGACCAAAAGCGCCCAGUUCUGACAUCUCCACACCUUCCAUCAUCACUGCAGCUUUAAGAGUGUAGGUGGCGUUGCCAUUGGUGGAGAGGGACCAGAGCUGUCAUCCAGUCAGGUGCUGAUCCCAAUUUGAUGGGGGGGGGGGCAGAAUCUGCUCUUUCUGCUCUUGGCUUUCCUCCCCCGUCGUCGUCGCUAUGGCUGUAGCUCAGCUUCCCUCCCCCAAUCCACCCCCUCAGCUCUCUGACUAACACUCUGUUGCUGCAGCCAGGCAAGCUUAAAAGCCACUUUAAUUCCAUUGGAAGGGAAUACCAAGGGAUUUUGAACCAGCACUCAUCUUGGUCCUGUACCCUCCUGACCAUUGGGAUACCUCCGAGAUUCCUUCUGGGAGAAGACUUUUCCAGAAAUGGAGCUGUGCUGGUCUUGGCACCCUUCGUCCAAAUGGCAAGUACCGGGCUUAUUUUUGCUGUUUGGCCAGGCGUUGGUCGCAGGACAGAUCCACUACUCUGUGGUGGAGGAGUCGGAGCCAGGGACCCCGGUGGGGAAGGUGGCUCAGGAUGUGGGCUUGACGGUGGCAGAUCUCCCAAGCCGCAGGCUGAGGCUGGCUGAGGAGAACAGAAGGUACUUUGCCGUGAAUCUGGCCAGUGGGUCCCUUCUGGUGAACGAAAAGAUAGACCGGGAGAGCCUGUGUGGAGCCAGCUUAGUGUGCCUCUUGCCAGUCCAAGUGGUCAUAGAAAACCCCCUGGAACUGUUUCACCUGGAAGUGGAGAUUUUGGACCUGAAUGACAAUGCCCCCCGGUUCCCCACCCCCCGGCUUUUGUUGAAAAUAGCCGAGUCUGCCCCCAUAGGGGCUCGUUUCCCACUGGAGAGCGCGCAUGAUGCCGACGUGGGGUCCAAUGCCGUCAGCGCCUACCGACUCAGCCCCAACCCCCACUUUUCACUCAAUGUGAAGAAUGUGAAGGACGGCAAGCUAUUGCCCGAGCUGGUGUUGGAGCAGCCUUUGGAUAGGGAGCAGCAGCCGGAACACCAGCUCAUACUGACUGCUCACGACGGGGGGGAUCCUGUCCUCUCUGGAACAGCUCAACUGACCAUCGUGGUCCUUGAUAACAAUGACAAUGAGCCGGCGUUCGAUCUCCCGGUGUACAAGGUCACCUUGCCGGAGAAUAUCCCUGUAGGUUCUUUGCUUUUCAAGCUCAAUGCAACCGACCCGGACGAAGGGUCCAAUGGAGAGAUACAGUACUCCUUCGGAAUCCACACGUCGGAUUCCAUCCAGAAGUUGUUUGGUUUGGACCCCCACACAGGUGAGAUCCACGUCCGAGGAGACGUGGAUUUUGAAGAGUCCCGUUCUUAUGAGCUCCAUGUGAGGGCCCGAGAUAAGGGUGUUCCACAAAUGGAAGGCCACUGUGUUAUCCAUGUGGAAAUCGAGGAUGAGAACGACAACGCCCCCGAGUUCCUCCUUACGUCCCUAGUAAACCCAGUGCCAGAAAACACCCCCUUGGAGACAGUGGUGGGGCUUUUCAAUGUACGAGACCACGAUUCGGGGGCCAAUGGCGAAGUGGUUUUAGAAAUAUCGCCAAAGCUCCCUUUUAAAAUUAAAUCUUUUGAAAACCACUAUUCCUUAAUGACCCGGGAGAAGCUGGACAGAGAGCUGGUUUCUCAAUACACCAUCAAAAUGACCGCCCGAGACUCGGGGUCCCCCCCUCUAAGCACAGAUGUCAUUAUCGUGCUGAACAUUUCAGACGUCAAUGACAACGCCCCGUCCUUCUCCCAGAAUUUCUACAACUCCUUCCUGAAGGAGAACAACCCACCUGGCUCCCUGUUGUGCACAGUAGUGGCUUCAGAUCUUGAUGAGGGCGACAAUUCCCAGCUGACUUACCUGGUGUCAGGGAGUUGGAUCCAAGACGCCCCUGUCUCUUCCUUUGUCUACAUCAACCCAGACAAUGGGAACAUUUAUGCCCAGCGCACUUUUGACUAUGAGGCGCUCCAGGUGCUUCAAAUCCCUGUCACUGUCCACGAUGCUGGGUCACCCCAGCUGAGCUCCAACGUCACCGUCUAUCUCUUCGUACUGGAUCAGAAUGACAACACCCCCACUGUUUUGCACCCAGUGAUUGGCCAGGAGUUGUCUGCGCUCCAAAGGAUCCCUCAGUCUGCCCCGGCAGGCUAUAUAGUAACCAAAGUCACAGCGGUGGAUGCAGACUCCGGCCAUAACGCCUGGCUGUCCUAUUCUUUGCUUCCGCAGUCCACAGACCCUUCCCUGUUCCAAGUGGCUCCCCACACGGGGGAAGUCCGGACUGUCCGAGACUUCCAGGAAACAGAUCUCACUGCCCAGAAAAUCCUUGUCCUGGUGAAGGACAACGGAGACCCCUCUUUGUCCACCACCGUCACCAUCUUGGUUUCUUUGGAGGACGAAGUCUUCGAGGAAGGACCUCAACUUCAAGAUUUCCUGACCAAACCCAAAGAAAAACUGGACCUCACCUUCUACCUGAUCAUCGCGCUGGUGGCUGUGAGCAUCGUGUCCAUCAUUACUUUCAUCGUCCUGUCUGCAAAAUGCUUUUGGAGUAAAAGGCGCAGAGAUGCCUCUUGCUGCAGCCUAGGUGACGUUCCUGCCAGGGACGUUUUCAAACAGUCUACCCCCAAGCUGCAGCUGAACUCCGAUGGCACUCUGAAAUACAUGGAGGUCACGCUGAGGCCCACGGACUCGGAGAGCCAGGGCUAUAGGGCCAGCUACUCCCCAGGAUCUGACCGGAGCGAUUUCACCUUCAUGAGGCCUGUGGAUUACCCCCCGUCAAGCACCCUAACAAGGGACUAUGAUUCUUUCGUGUCUCGAACCAAUACACUGAACCAUUCCUUGCAGCAAGCACAACCGGUGAACACAGACUGGCGGUUCUCUCAGGCCCAGAGACCAGGCACCAGCGGAUCUCAGAAUGGGGACGAAAAUGGCACUUGGGGCAGAAACAGCCAAGUUGAAAUCAGAAAUGCUUUUAAGCCAUGAUAGUGGCGUCAUCUAACCUUUUGGGAGAUUAAGUGCUCUGCCAAGAAUGUGCUUACGUUUUAGCUCAGUUAUACAAAUGUUUAAUGUGCCUGCUUUCUGGAAAAAAAGUGUACAUGAAAUGUCUGUUUGCCUACAAGAGACAAGCCCAAGAUAGGAAGAGAGAGAAAGGGUUUAGGGUCUCUUCCAAGAAAGAGUUUAUAUUUAAAUAAUUCUUCUGAAGAUAUAACCCUCCCUACAAAAUGGCGUUGCUAAUUCAGAACCCUUUGUGGAGAAAUACGUAGAAUGGACUUCUUUCAAAAAGGAAAACUAAAUCCCAUCCUGUCUGGGUCAUGUAUUGUUUUUAUUAUAACAGUCAUGGCAUGUCUUAGCUCAUUACAGAUAUUUGCUAAUUCUUUGUCGUUUCCCACAAAGCUUUAUAAGACAUCCAGCAAAUACUUGUUGAGCUGGCUUAGGAGACAGAAGCAUUUGGAAAUAGGGUGUUUAUGUUUUAAAAGAAACAGGAAAUGGGAUGGAAGGGCAUUUCCGCUCUGAAAUGUAUCUCUGUAAAGAGAAAAAGGUCUAGAUUCUCCAUAUGCUUUAUCAUCCUCUCUGGACAACUGCAGAUCUAAUUUCCUUCCUUCACAAAUAAAAGGAUUAUUUUUAAA